Puccinia triticina is the source of this 1068-nucleotide messenger RNA. RefSeq lists its product as uncharacterized. Bases 1 to 1068 code for a protein of 355 amino acids. The record is from RefSeq and is a predicted model, not a curated record. NCBI's taxonomy places the organism in Eukaryota, Fungi, Basidiomycota, Pucciniomycetes, Pucciniales, Pucciniaceae. The transcript is spliced from 3 exons.
AUGGAGUUCAAGCAUUGGCACAAUGGCAGCAAACGGCUGACGCCCACUCUGGGCCACGAGAUCUGGGCCGAGGUCGUCCAGACCCUCCAGGACAUCGGCCCCCCCGCUAACGCAGACCCCGACCUCCCCCUCUCCCACCUCGACGGCCCCAAGUACCACGCCUUUCUGGCCAAGUACGAGCUCAAUAGGCCGCCCGAUCCGCGGAUCUGGCAGGCCCUCCUCUUUGAGGCCCCCCGCUCUAGACUCCAGACUAUGCCUGCGUUUGUCUUCUUGCCCAGUCGGCUCAAAGCUGAGAUGUGCGACCUCGAGUCGUUCUACCUCUACAUCCUCCAACUUCCAGAGGCUGUCUCGGAGCUCCCAACCGCCAGCGAGGAGGACGGCUCGUCUUCCUCGCCACUCCCAACCGUCGUCGAGAAGGACAUCCCGUCUUCCCCGCCAGUCCCAAAGGCCGAGGACCUUGCGACUGCCCCGGCUCUCCCUCAGCACCCAGAAGCUGACUCGGAGCUCCCGACCGCCAGCGAGAAGGACGGUUCGUCUUCCUUGCCACCCCCGAAGGCCGAGGACGUCGCGACUGCCCUAGCGCUUUCUCAGCUUCCAGAGGCUGUCUCGGAGCUCCCAACCAUCGUCGAGAAGGACGCCCCGUCUUCCCCGCCAGUCCCAAAGGCCGAGGACCUUCCGACUGCCCCGGCUCUCCCUCAGCACCCAGAAGCUGUCUCGGAGCUCCCAACCGCCAACGAGGAUGAGUACGGCUCGUCUUCCCCGCCACUCCCCAAGGCCGAGGACGUCGCGACUGCCCUAGCUCUUGCUCAGCUCCCAGAAGCAGCCUCGGAGCUCCCAACCGCCCUCGAGGAGGACGCCUCGACUUCCCCACAAGUCCCGAAGGCGGCCGAGGACGACGCCUCAAACCCCGCGGCCGCCCAAGCCUUUCCUCAGCUUCCAGAAGCUGACUCGGAGCUCCCAACCACCAACGAGGUGGACGGCUUGUCUUCCCCGCCACUCCCGAAGGCCAAGGACGAUACCUCAGAUCCUGGCUGCUAUUUUGUAAUACUACAUACAUCGAUUACAUAA